Molecule: messenger RNA, 1263 nt
Organism: Lathyrus oleraceus (garden pea)
Lineage: Eukaryota; Viridiplantae; Streptophyta; Magnoliopsida; Fabales; Fabaceae
Exons: 3
Coding region: 1-1263 (420 amino acids)
Source: RefSeq, a predicted model, not a curated record
AUGGUCCAUGCUAGAUUGUUGGAAGCAAAAUUGAUGAAGGGAAUGCAUGCUAAUUGUGCGAUGUGUUCAUCCAACCUUGAUCAAUGUGGUGAAUUCAAAAUUUGUCUUCAAUGUUUGAUGGAUCAGGAGGUUAUUCAGUUCACCAGAGCAAAGAUUAAUGAAGAUGUCGUUGUAAUUGUUCCUGUGUUUGAUCAAGAGAGGCUUCCCAAGCCUUUCGUGGUCCCUUAUCAGAGAAAUAUUGACCUAGAGCCAGUGAAGAAGAUUAAGCCCAUGGUUAUCUAUGUUCCUACUCCAUUCUUAUUUGACAGUACCAAAGCAGUGCCUUGGAACUAUGAGCCUGUAGUUUAUGUGGGUAACAAACCAGUAAUCUUGAAAGAGCCAGAUGUGACUAACAUCGCUGGAGCUAGUGGUGUGACUCGAAGUGGAAGGGUUUUCGCUCCUAAAGUGAUCCCAAACAAAGAAAGUGCACCAACAGUUGAACCAACGAAGGGAAAAGAGGUGAAUCCUCCAGAAGCAGGAGAAGGCUCAUCUAAGAAAGCAGUGACUGAUGAAGAGGAUAGAGAAUUCUUGAAGAUCAUCAAAAAGACUUAUGUGGCAGAAGACAUCAGUGUUAUUCAGUUUGAUGAUGUGGUUGCUAACCUCAAUGCCAGUAGUUGUUUGAUGUUCACUGAUGAUGAUUUACCCCCUAAUGGGCGAGAACAUAAUAUGGCGCUUCAUAUAUCCAUUCAGUGUACAGAUGUUACUCUGGCUCGAGUACUGGUAGAUACGGGUUCAUUGUUGAAUGUGUUGCCAAAAACUACCCUAGCACAAUUGAAUAUUGAAGGGGUGCAGAUGAGACCUAGUGCUUUGAUAGUGAAAGCUUUCGAUGGGUCUAAGCGAACGGUUAUUGGGGAGAUUGACUUCCCAAUCCUGUUUGGCCCUCAAAGUUUCCAUAUUACCUUCCAAGUAAUGGAUAUUAGGCCUGCCUAUAACUUAUCCGAAGAGGAAGAUAUUUUUGUCAGCCAUUUGACUUCAUUCAGAUACAUUGAAGUAGGUGAAGACAUUGUUGAAACUCCUCUCCAGGCCCUUGAAGUGGUCAACAUGGUCCAGACUAAGCCGAAGCCUGUCGAAGAACCCAAAGGGGUCAUGUCCUCGUGGAAGAGUGUGAAAGCUGCAAUUAAAGCUGGUUGCCCUGGAAGUUGGGGCACAGUGAUUGAAUUACCAGAGAAGAAAGACAAAUAUGGAUUAGGAUAUCAGUCGUCUAUUGAACUGUUCAAAGAUUAG